This is a messenger RNA of Haliotis rufescens (red abalone), 1342 nucleotides long. Its product is annotated as pancreatic lipase-related protein 2-like. Lineage: Eukaryota; Metazoa; Mollusca; Gastropoda; Lepetellida; Haliotidae. The transcript is spliced from 7 exons. The record is from RefSeq and is a predicted model, not a curated record. Gene Ontology annotation, molecular function: lipase activity. Gene Ontology annotation, biological process: lipid metabolic process. The coding region runs from base 101 to 1156 and encodes 351 amino acids.
GGUUUAAAAUGCAUCCUGCGUUCGCUGAAGUCGUAGUACCUGCUGGUGGAGAGACAGAGUCACAGAGACGUGCCCGGUGCCCCUGGAGCUGUUCUUCACGAUGAGAGGUCUGCUGCUUCUGCUCGUUCUCUGUGCCGUGGCUGAUGGCUGGUUCUUUGGGUCGAAGAUAAAGAGGGAAUGUUUCGGGUUGUUCGGCUGUUUCGACAACGAUACUCCGUUUGACAACACGAAGGGCUGCAUCCCCCAGACGCCCGAAGAGCAGGGAAUGCAACUAGCCCUGUACACCCGGGAGAACAAGUACUACCCACAAUGGCUCAACACAGACGACGACAGAUUCAGCAUCUCCCAAAGCAACUACGCCGUCGGGAAACGCACCUACCUCAUCAUUCACGGCUACACCGACGACUGUCUCUCGGAAUGGGUGGCUAACAUUGAGCGGGCAUUGCUUGACAUAGGAGAUUUCAAUGUGUUCCGCGUCAACUGGCAGCUUGGCGCAUCCCCCAAGAUCUACGACCAGGCAGCAUCCAACACAAGACUAGUGGCAUCCAUGCUGGCAACGUUCUUGCAGGCCUUGAACGAAAUGGGCACACACUACAGCGACAUGCACGUCAUCGGCCACAGCCUCGGCGCCCACAUCAGCGGCCAAGUGGGACAACGGCUUCACGGACAGCUUGGGCGAAUUACAGGGAUGGAUCCAGCUGGCCCGUCGUUCGACAGGGACAACACUGACAUCAGACUGGACAAGACGGACGCCAUGUUCGUGGACGUCUUGCACACAGAUGCGGAACAUCUGAUCAAGUUGGGAUUCGGUAUGAUGCGACGGAUGGGUCACGCCGACUUCUACCCUGCCGGUGGCUUCGACCAGGAGGGAUGUCCCAAGAACGCUGGCGACCACCUCUUUGAGCUGGUGACAGGUGGUAUCAAGGGUCUCAUCAAUGGCGCCUCGUGCAGUCACAGCCGCGCCGUUGACUUCUUCUGGGCUUCCAUCGCAAUGUGUCACUACACCGCCGUCCCCUGCGACAACUGGGCCGACUUUAAGGCAGGGAAGUGCAGCUGCAGCGACGACACGCCCUGCUCCCGCAUGGGCUACUUCGCCGACCGCAACCUCCAUGGCACUUUCUUCCUCAAAACCGCUGGGAAUCCACCUUAUUGCUAAUCGUGCCCAGUGCUGUCAAUCGUCUACAGAGGUUGUGAUACCAUGCCGUGUUGCUGAUAGUUCUGAUGCAGUUUUACUGAAACCCUAAUGCAUCCCUUUCCUCCAUUACGGGAACACCAGUACACUUCCCUCUGUUCUCUGUGUUGGUGAUGCACUACAUGAUUUCCUUAUAUUAAAGCAAUGUUU